Acipenser ruthenus (sterlet) is the source of this 1399-nucleotide messenger RNA. Its product is annotated as bifunctional peptidase and (3S)-lysyl hydroxylase JMJD7-like. Lineage: Eukaryota; Metazoa; Chordata; Actinopteri; Acipenseriformes; Acipenseridae. Gene Ontology annotation, molecular function: 2-oxoglutarate-dependent dioxygenase activity. The record is from RefSeq and is a predicted model, not a curated record. The coding region runs from base 215 to 1180 and encodes 321 amino acids. The transcript is spliced from 8 exons.
CUGUAUUUAUUACUGCCGACCACCAGAGGGAGCUAUAGCAGAUAGAAACGCUGCCAGGCCAAUCUUGUGUGUGACUAGGAGGCAGUAGUAUUCUAUGUCUGUAAAAUGUCAACACAUUUGACAGGCGUGAGACUCUUCUUAGUAAAAUAAAGUGCUGUAUCUGUGCGUGUAUUUUCAAGACUAUUUCUAGAGGUUAUUUCGGAGGUGAGCUGCCAUGGCUGAAGGUGAGCUGGAAGCGGUGAGGAAAUGUUUGAGAGAGUUUUCAAUAGAAGCCCGAGAGCUCUUCCUGGGUCGCUCCGUACCCUAUCUGGAGCAGCCGCCGUCUCCCCUGCACUUCCAUCGGGACUGGCUGUGUACGAACAAACCCUGCAUCAUCCGCAACGCCAUCCGCCACUGGCCAGCGCUGUCCAAGUGGAGCCCCGCCUACCUCAGGGCAGCCGUGGGCUCGAAGCUGGUCAGUGUGGCGGUCACUCCUCAUGGUUACGCAGAUGCUGUGUUCGGGGAUCGCUUCGUCAUGCCUGAGGAGCGGCGCAUGCCCUUCGCCUCGCUGCUGGACCUGAUUGAGAGCCGGGGCGGGGGUGGAGUCGAUGGGAGGAGGGGCGUGUUCUACAUGCAGAAGCAGUGCUCCAGUCUGACCGAGGAGCUGCCGGAGCUCAUCGGAGACGUGGACACUGAGAUACCCUGGAUGAGCAAGGCCCUGGGGAAACACCCCGACGCUGUGAACUUCUGGCUGGGAGAAGAAGCUGCUGUCACAUCCUUACACAAGGACCACUAUGAGAACCUGUACUGUGUGAUCUCAGGGGAGAAGCACUUCAUCCUCCUGCCUCCCUCCGACCGACCCUUCAUCCCGUACGAGCUGUACCCGCCAGCCACCUUCAAACAGAGAGAGGACGGCUCCUUCGAUGUGGUGGAUGAGGAGGCUGCGGAGAAGGUGCCCUGGAUCCCAGUGGACCCCUUGAACCCGGAUCUGGAGCGCUACCCAGACUACGGGCUGGCCCGGCCGCUGCACUGCACUGUGAGGGCGGGGGAGAUGCUGUACCUGCCCUCCCUGUGGUUCCACCACGUCCGCCAGUCUCAGGGCUGCAUCGCAGUGAAUUACUGGUAUGACAUGGAGUUCGAUGUAAAGUAUAACUACUUCCAGCUUCUUGAGUCUCUCUCUGCUGUCUUGGGCAAGAACUAGGGGAUUGUGGGAUACUGGAGGUGUGGCAGUCACAUGGUCCAGAGGAGUCUUGGAAAGCAUUAGCCAGCAGAACAGAAGAAUGCGGGCAACAUGCAGGGGUCACGCAGGGGUCAACCACAGUCGCCCCAGAGAGGAAGGGCAUCUCACUAGCAGCAGGGAGGACCUCUGGGCAUCGUAUUUAUUUUUAAUAAAAGAGGGCAUCUUGUGCCUGCUGCUGUA